GUACAAUUCGGCCGUUUAAAAAAAAACAUCUCAUUUUGUACUAAAGUAAUGCAGCAUGUCCUACGUCCACACGGUAAUUGUGUGAACUGCGGUAGAACGUGGAAAAAGAGGAGGAGAAGGAGAAGAAGGAGGAGGAGAAGAGAGGAAGUCCUUUCAAAAACUUUUUUUCUCCCUGGAAAAAAGUCUAGUAAGAGGGGCUCCGUUAGAUGUUAAGAAAACGGCAUGUAAGGGUAAACGUUAAAAAGACUAAACUUUACCGCCAUUCCUCAGUUUUUUUGUUUUCACUUUAAAGGCGAGGACAAAAGGAGAAUAUUUUGCGUGUUUUCUCCCCAGUUUGAGAGGAAUUAAAUCUCACAGGGCGAUGAGAUGUGAGUAAGCAAUGUCUUGUGGAAAUGCACAGACUUUAUUCCAGAGGAAACAUGGCGUCUGCACAGCAAGGUUCAGUUUCUUGGCCAGCCUGCUUCUGGUGCUCUGUUGCCUGGAGGCAUGGGGUUCUGGGCCGCAGGGAGACAGUAGGAUCUGUAGCCCAUGUCCCGUUAACUGCAGCUGUACGCUCGUGGGACAGAAGCGGUCGUCCUGCGUCGUCAACUGCUCCAACAUCGGCCUGGAGAGGGCCCCAGCGGCUACGGACAUCCCGCUGGCCACCGCUGUGCUAGAUCUCUCCAAGAAUCACAUCUCUUCUCUUGAUACCAGCCUGUUGGAUCGUCUUAUAAGCCUCCAGGAGCUGUAUCUUCAAUGGAAUCAGAUAAAAGUUCUGCCCAGAGGGAUGUUCUGCUGUGGCCCCCUGUCAAUUGUAAAUCUAAGCAACAACCAAAUAACAACUAUAGAGGACAGGAUAUGUGACAACCUAUGCAAUUUAACUCAGAUUGACCUGAGCAGCAACCCCUUUGACUGUGACUGUAAGCUGUUCAGGUUGGUCAGCUGGCUUGAGGAGAAAGGGGUGCAAGUGCGGCGACCAGACGCCAUGCUCUGUCACCAUCCUCCUAAACUGCGCUAUCAGCCUGUGCUAAAUAUUAGCCUGCUCACCUGUGGUCUCAACUAUGCAGCCUGUCUGGAAGACAGCAGCAGUGAAGGGGCGAAGCGUAGUGAGCUCGUUAUCUUCUCAUCCUCCACACCCGGAAACUUUACUCGUCAACAGUGUAACAGUGUGUGUUUUGCUGCCUCACAUCGCUACGGAGGUCUCGGAGCAACACAUGAGUGUCUUUGCAGCACAAACUCCGAGCCCAACUUUAUCAGUGAAUCUCAGUGCUCUGCUGCCUGCUCUAACCCUCACGUUAUGAAGGAAUGUGGGUGGACUCUGGCACAUGAUGUGUUUGCGGUGGAUUUUUCCAUCUCAGUCAAGCCUCUUCUGCUUCCACAAAGUGUCCAUGACCCUGUUGCGUUGGUCACCACUUCCUCGGUCACUCCAGUGAUCCUGACCUGGGAUUUUGGGGACCUUUCACCACGGCUCAACACUACAGGGACCGGACUGACCACAGAAAGUCAUAAAUAUGGACUUCCAGGACAUUACACUGUCACUGUGGUGGCCCGGGCUGGAAACAAGGAGGUCUCCGCUCGGACAGAAGUGACAGUGAUAGUUCCUCCCAAACUGGAACUGCGUUGCCCGUCUCUUGCUGUGGCCAAUAAAAGCCUGAGUUUAACAAUUGUCAGCUGGGGAUCAGUGGGUUUGGACCUUGACUGGAAGAUUACUAAGGAUGGUGUGCAAGUUGCUGAAGCCUCCCCUCACUGUCCAAAAGAUGGAAUGUACCACUUGGAGUCCUCAAGCUGUUUCCAGAUAGUUCCAGCAGAGUUGAGCUGGACUGAUGCGCGACAACAAUGUUCCGGUCGUGGUGGGGAUUUGGCAGUUGUGCGAAGUGACACUCUGUGUAAUCUACUGGGACAAAAAGUCACACAGGAGCGAGGUGUGUGGCUGGGCUUGAGUGAUGUGAACUCCCCAGGAAAGCUGCAGUGGGUGAAUGGCUCAGAGGCAGGUGAGGGGGAGGGAGGCUUGCCACCCCGUUCAUCAAUCUCCCGUGGGAACCUGUGCGUGUCCCUUGAUCAGCAUGGCCAGACCAGUUCACAUCUGUGCAGUGCCAAACGUGCAUUUAUCUGCCAAUACAAACCUCAAGUGCGUGUUCCUGACGCAGGGAUAUACAUGUUGGGGUUACCUCUAUUUCCAUCCAAUACUGUUUUGCGCCAUACUCCUCCUUCUUCUUCAUCCUUUGCUCCCGAAACCCCAAGAAAUGGUGUGGAGGUGCUGUUGUUCCCAGCUCUUAGCUUUCUUCAGGCAGGUCGACUCUCCUCUCUUGAGUUUGUUACCCAGAAACUUAGCUCAGAAAUACAAGUUCGAUUCCAGACGUACAGGCCGUAUUGUCGUGAUCCUGACCUGCACCUGCUGCUACCUGGUUGUGGAAGUCCAGCAUGUGCUCAGGUAGCCAUUUGUGUUCAAAACAACACGAGGACUGGCGGUCCACACUCUUGCUCCCAUCUGGAACAGUGGUGCCCCUUCCAGCAGCGAUGCCUGGCCCUUUCUAGUCCCUGCCAUUCAUCGGCCUGUCCUAACUGUACCCAGGAUCACCAACUGCCUGCUGGAGCACACCGGCCUCAUUACACCCUACAGAACGAGUUGGUUUUCACUCUCCCAGCAGGACCAGCUGCACAUAUUGUGGUUCAAAAGAUGUUGGAGGAUCUUCUAGUUUUCCGUGGUGACAUCAUUACAUUGCAGCAUGAUGCUGGCCCUGCCUCUCUUCUCAAUUGCCAGUCAUCGUCCAAAUCACUGUGGCGACAACCAUUGGUAGUUCUCCAUCGACCGGAGUGGGUCUGCAAAAACAACGCCAGAGACACGUCGAAUACAUUGACUGACAUUGAAGCUGAUCCUUCUCUUGAACCAGAGUUUGAUUUUGAGAAGUUGGUAGAGGAUGGUGAGGGAACAUGGCUAACUGACGUAGUCUGCCCUGUCCGACUGCUUUAUCUGGAACAAAGUGAAACCCAGUUGCCGACAGCACAGUUGUCUGCAGGUUUAUCCCAGCCUGGACUGUACAGCCUACUGGUGACCUCAGCCAAGCCAUCAUUCCCAGCUUCAGCUUCAUGUCCAUUGCAAGUGGUGUCUCCAUUGUGCUUGACAGUUCUCCAUCCCCAACCCCAGAAUGGCACCUUCUACUUCCAGGCCAAUGAUACUAAGCUGCUGCUCAGUGUCCAGUCUCGCUAUGCAACAUAUGCAUCCGUUCGAGGCAGUAACUGCAGUGUCACCUUCCACCCAGAGUGUCCCUUAGAGUUUUCCUCAAGACCACCACCUGGGUCAACCUCAGGGACUGGGCAUAAGGUUACCGAGCCCACUUUGUACGCUGUGGUGGAUCUGUUCUUGGUAGUGGAAGACCAGAAGAGCCCAAUACAAGUUGAGCUAGAGGCUUACAAUAAUGCAACAGAGGCCACCCUGAUAAUGACUGUUCAAGUGGAAGUCCCUCUCAAAGGACUGUUGGUUCAACCAAACCCUGCACAGAGAGUAUUGAUGGAGUCAGUUGUGAGUUACACAGCAUCGGUCCUGGAAGGCUCCAAUCCCACAUUUAAGUGGAUUGUAGAUGACAAACCCCACUUCACCUACUACAACACUGUUCUCAAUGUCAUCUACCAGCAUGCUGCUGUCUACAAGCUCACGGUAACAGCUGUGAACCAUGUCAGCACCAUCAAAGAGCAUUACAAUGUGACAGUGGACCGCCUACAACCCAUGGCCAACCUCACCGUGAGCGGUGUGCCGGAUUUUGUGCCCCAGGGCUCCACUCAGACUCUAACUACAUCUGUGCUUGUGGACAUGUCUGUGGAUGCCACUUUACGCUGGGUUUUUGGAGACAAUGGAUAUAAGGAGUUUAAGUUCAAGCCUCCAUAUGAUCCUGCCCUGCGCUGCCCAUACUCCCCAAAUCAGGUCAAGCUAAGCAACAAUGUCACCUACGUCUACUCUCAGCCAGGGAUAUACACCGCAGUUGUAUCUGUGUCAAACCGUUAUGACAACAUCAGUCGGAGCGUCAACAUGAGUGUGUACAGCAUGCUCACUCACGUUGACAUACAAACAGAGCCAAGCCUCCUACUUGCUGGUGAAAUGGCUGAAUUCGAGGCACAUCCUUUACCCUCACCCUAUGGAAUCCACUAUGUCUGGAACUUCGGAGAUGGUUCAUGUCAGUUGAAAGGCCGCAGAGUUGUGCACAGCUAUGUUCAAAGUGGGGCCUUUGAUGUCUGCGUCUUGGUAAACAAUACCAUCAGUUUCAAGGAAGUUUGUGUUGAGAUGUUUGUCUUUGAGAGGAUCAAAAAUCUUACAGCUCAAAGCCCCCCGUCCAUAGAGCUCUACAGUCCUGUUACUGUGUGGGCAACCCCUGCUUCAGGGAAUAACAUCACAUGGACAUUUUCAAUGGGUGACGGAGCUGUUUACUUUCCUACAAAACCCCAAGUGACACACAUCUACAAUAAAGAGGGCAACUACACAGUAAAUGUGACAGCAACCAAUGCUGUGAGCUUUGGUUGGACAGUCUUACCAUUGCAGGUGUUUGGAUUUCAAGUUAUAGGAAUAGAGCCAUUGGGAUGUGUCCAAGAGCAGACUGCUGUCAACUUCAAGGCCUUAGUUUCUGGUAAUGAUACAGCUUACUCUUAUGAAUGGUGCUUUGGGGAUGGAAGCCCCAAUGAAACACACCAUGGCAACCCAAGAGUCUCACAUAACUACCACGUUAGUGGAAACUACCACCUCACACUACUUCUUUCCAGUGGGGUCAACAAUGUCGUCAAGGUCAACUUCUUCCAUUGGGUGUGUGUGCAGCCAUCUUUAACCAAUAUCAGCCUUAAACUGCAGAAAUCACAUUACGCAGUUGGUGAAGAGAUCCUUUUUCAAGUGAAAGCAAAGCCAGAUUACAAUUACACCUAUCAGUGGGUCUUUGGUGGAGAGAAAGAACUUGCCCUCAUUCAUGGAUCUGGGAAUAUGGUGACAAUGUAUAAAACCCCGGGUGCCUAUGUGGUUUCUGUGACUGUUUUUAAUAAUAUAUCCAGCAGCAACAUCAGUGUUGUUGUUGAUGUUAUGAUGCCCAUAGGACCGGUUUUUAUACAACAUAAUGGCACCAAGCAUAACAACCUUUCGCUCAACGCACCAUAUGCGUUUACAACUUCCUCCUUGGCCUCAAACGUUAGUUACACCUGGAACUUUGGAGAUGGAAAUGUGUUCACUGGCCAAAAUCACCACCAUACCUACAGUAUAUCAGGAAAAUACAACAUCACCUUGACAGCAGUCAACACCGUUAGCAGGAAUCACACGGUUUUGCCCAUUACUGUGCUUGCACCAAUCCAUGGGUUGACCAUUAAUGCGAGCUUGACUAAUGUCCCUCUCAAUGCUUCAGUCCACUUUGAGGCCAAAAUUGAGGAAGGAGAUGAUGUCCGCUUUUCCUGGAUCUUAUGUGACAGAUGUACCUCCAUACCAGGUACCAACACCAUGUUCUACACUUUCCGCUCUGUUGGUACUUUCAACAUUAUUGUGACAGCAGAGAAUGACAUUGGGACAACACAAACUAGUAUUUUCCUGUUUGUGCAACGUGAGCUGGAGGGACUACAGAUUCUAGCAGAGAAGGAGAGCACAGGAAGUAGUGAACCGGACACUUGGUGCUUUGCCACAAACCGUGUUCUCCACCUCCAAGCCAGUUUAAAAGAAGGAACAAAUAUGACAUUUUCUUGGAAUUUCAUCAGAGAGCUUGACCCAGACAGCUCAAGCUUUAAUAUAAGUGGCAAGAGUGUAGAAGUGAAUUUUUCUACACCAGGUCCUUGUGAAAUAUUUCUUAAAGCCACUAACCUCCUUGGCCAGCUCUCUGUCAAUAAAAGCAUAUACUUCCUAGAUCCAGCCAGAGAAGUAUCCUUGCAGAUCAGUAACAAUCCAGUUGCAGUUGACUCUUUAACUAACCUUACAGUCCUCACUGUUGGGGGUUCUGACCUGCAGUACCGCUGGUCUGUGAACGGGGAUAUUCUACAAUGGAACAAGCCCUGGGAGGCCCACAGCUUCAGCAGUCCUGGCCAUAAGCUAAUUACUGUGGAGGUCUUUAAUGACGUUAGCUCACGCGUUGUGUCAGAGAUUGUCAAUGUCCAGGAAACAAUUAGUGGACUAAGAUUCACCGCUACAAAUGUGACAGAACAGGGUUAUGUGGGAACAAGCACCAACAUUACACUCCAGGGAGAGGUGCUCGGAGGAACUGAUGUGACUUGGACAUGGCUUGUUGAGGGAAGAACAGAGACAGGAAGAAGAACUUCUCUCAUUUUCCAAGAACCCAAAACUGCCAUUGUUGUUCUGAAUGCCACCAAUGAUGUAAGCGGGCAAGUGGUUUCUAGGGAGUUCUUUGUCCAAGAGAAAAUUCAAGGGUUGGACCUAAAAGCAAGUGCAAAGAUCGCAGCAGUUGGUCAGAAGGUGGAGUUCAACAUUUCCAUGGCAGCAGGUUCUGAUGUUGAGCUGAUCCUCAGCAUUAGUGGAGAUGCUACAGUUAUCAGACAACCCAACAAAACAUAUGUCCACCAGUUCAGUAGGGUGGACACCUACAUGGUCAAUCUCACUGCACACAACCAGGUCAGUUCCAAAAGGCGGCACCUCCAGGUUGAAGUUAUGGAGCCAGUACGUGGACUUUCAAUCCUAGGAACCUGUGCAGCAAUUCCUGUUGGUGUAAAGAAAUUGUUUGUAGCCAACAUACUGGCAGGAAAACCUGUACAGUUUAUCUGGACAUUUGAUCUGCACCACCUCCACCGAAUUACACACAUGGGCAAAGAGAUGUCGUACACUCCAGAAGAAGCUGGUCAAUUGACAAUCUACCUUAGGGCAAUCAAUUCUUUGCAGGCCCAGAACAUUACCAAGCAUAUCCUUGUACAGAAUCUGCUGAGGAGUGCAAUCCUAUAUGCAGCACCACAGGAAACAUUUAUUAAAAAGAAAGUGUUCCUGACAGCUUACAUCAGACCUGUGGCUACUCCUGUGGAGUGUAGGUGGAAGUUUGGUGAUGGCUCUCGUCAACUUCACACCAGCACCACAACUGUGGAUUAUGAAUACAGCCAACCAGGAUACUACCUUGUCCAAGUAAACUGCAGUAACUUGGUAAGCUGGGUGUUGGCCCAGGUGGAGGUCAGCAUCAGUGUGUUACAGUGUGAGGAACCAGAGGUGCAGUUGAUUCAGGCCCCCCGGCUGGCCAUCUGGCGAUCCCAACCCACUAUGAUAGAGGCCAGUGUGGACCUUAAAGGAUGUGUGCGCUAUGGAGCACAGUAUCUAUGGCAGAUUCUUUCAACAUCAUACUGUGACAAUGUCAUGGACAACCAGAUUCCCUCUGUAGCAAUGACUCAGCCCUCGCCAUCUUUGGCAUUACCUGUAAUUCAUCUGCCAGUGGAGGUGGAUGUGCGACGACUGCAGCUGUCUUUGCCUAAAAUGUCACUUGCAACAGAAAAUUACAGCGUGGUGUUUUCUCUGUCGUAUGAGGGAGUGCCACUUAGGAAGGCUGCCUGUCUGCAUCUCAGUGUGAUGGCUGCCAGACUAGUGCCCAUCAUAGAAGGGGGUACCUACAGGGUGUGGUCCAGGACACAGGACCUACAGCUAAGUGCAGAGCAGUCCUAUGACCCCAACAUGGACCCGGACAACCAGUCACUUCUUCACUACCACUGGGAAUGUGAAAGUACCUCAAAGGGCCGAGAGCACUGCUCCACUUUCAACUUUAGUCUGGGAUCCAGUGGACCAGUUCUUGGAAUCUCUGGCUCAGAGCUAGAGGCAGGUGUUAAAUACACUUUUAAGUUGACCAUCAGCAAAGACGGCAUGGCACCAGAGUCCACAACACAGACUGUGCUCGUCCAGAGUGGUCACAUUCCCAUGGUGUAUUUGGAAUGUGUGUCGUGUAAAGCCCAGUCCAUCUAUGUGGUCAGCCAGAACUCAUAUGUUUAUCUGAAAGGGACCUGCACCAACUGCCAGAACAUCCGUCGUGGUCGCUGGAGUGCCAUGACGCUUCAGAAUGAGACUCUGGUGCUUGACUCGUCCUCCACCACCACUGGAAGUCGUGGCAUGAACUUAGUUCUGCGGCAGGGUGUCCUGCGCCACAAUAACUCCUACAUUUUCACUCUGCGUGUGACCGAUGACAGUCUGGAUGGUGAGGGGGUAGCCUCUAUCACUCUGCAUCACAAUAUGCCCCCAGCUGGUGGGAAGUGUCAUUUGAGAGGGGAAAACGAAAUGGGAUUCGAGUACCUUGACAAUGGAGUCUGGAGAAUACGCACAUUGCUUGACCGAGUACAUUUCAACUGCUCAGGUUACAGUGAUCUUGGAAUCUCAGAGACUCCACUGCUGUACAGCCUUCUAGUCACACGUUGCAAGGAAGAUUACUGUGAGGACUUCUGUGUGUACAGAGGAAGCAGUCCAGAGCAUUCAGCGUUCUUGCCCCCAGGAUUCAGCUCGUCCCAACAUCUCGUGGAUGUCUCUAUCACAGUGGAGGAUCAUCAGGGAGCUGCUGACAUUGCACUGAACAAAGCCAUAGAAGUGGUGCUGCCAGACCCACCUCCUGAAUACAGCAGCCUUCCACACUGGCUUUUCUAUCUGACUGACAACAAACUCAAGAAGCUUCUUGAACAAGGAGACUCACAGAGAGUCAGAGAAAUAUCACUGGCUCUUAUUACUGUUCUGAAUGAGUAUGAGCAGACCAGGGAAUCGGCAAGAGAUUCCUGGGAUGAGCGUAAUUACAGAGUAAGAGUUCGCAGUAACAUCACGAGAGCCUUGACAUCUCUGGACCUGACCACUGUUAGUGACAUACAGCAGACCUCUGCUGCUCUCGCACAGUGCACAGCAGUGAGCCGUGAGUUUAUUUGUGAGGAGUGUCAGAACAGCACUCUAAACAAACUAGAGUCAAUGCUGGAGAUAUUACAGACUGACACAAAGCAAGGCACUGUAACACCAACUGAGAUAGCUGACAACAUCCUGAACAUCAUGGGAGAUCUGAUCCACCAAGUGAGCCAAUCAGCUUCCCAGUCCUACUUACAGGCGGGCUUCGACGAUUUCCCCUCCCCAGCAUUGUCAUCCACUUUUACUGCUACUGGUAAAGUCCAACCAGGCAUUCUUUUAGAACCCUCACCCUCAUCCCCAGAACCACAUCCUCUGCAAGUUGCGAUGAAGGCCUACAAUCUGUCCUCAGUCCUCAUGUUGAUUCUCAUGCAUGCCCGCGUGCUUAACGAAGAGCCGCUGGUGCUCAAGGGAGCUGAAAUUGCUGCCACUGGAAAAUUAGCGGAUCCACAAAGCUUGCUUUGUUAUGACGGCUACAGUAGUCCAGAGUGCAAACGAUUCUCCAUUCCACGAGCUUUUAAUGACAGUCUGGGCAAAGCUGCUGCAGGAAACAGCAUUAUGCAACUGCUAUUUCAGGUGGAGCCCAACCCUUUCCCAUUCAAUUAUGUAGCUAACUACACCAUUUCUACUGAGGUUGCAUCCAUGGAGUUUCGCACGGAAAAUGGCACACAUAUCCCAAUCACUGGUCUGGAUGACAGUCUAGCCAUCACUGUUGUCAUUAACAAUGGUAGCAGUGGAGAUGCCGGUCUGGAGAGUACUGGUACUGGAGGGCUGCCAACAGCUGGAGCCAUUAACAUCAGCCACUGUGACUCAGUCAUCAUGAGAGUCAGCGCAGGAAACACAAACAGACAAGCAGGGCUUUUCAUACAGCUCAACUUCACUCAUCUUGAAGAUGAGGACAACAGAGCAGAUGUUACAGAGCCGUACAUCACGGCAUAUCUUCAUUCCCACGAACAUCCAAACAAGUUCAAUUGUACAGACAGCAAACACAUCACACUAAGUAUGACCAGAGGAAAUGAUCUGGACCACAAGAAAUACACCUUCUUCCUCUCUCCAGAAUCCUAUGACACUACUCUGGACUACUUUGUCAACAUAAGUACACCAUGUAACCCCGACUUUCAGCCUGCGAGCGUACAUUUGGAGGUUGGGGUCUUUGCCUACCUGUGUCAGUACUUCAGUGAAAGUGAAAAGCAGUGGCGCACAGAUGGAAUGGUACCUUUGGCAGAAACAAAUGCCAGCAGAGCUGUUUGUCGCACAAGGCACCUCACAGCCUUUGCUGCAGGACUAUUUGUACCAACCAACGCAAUAACCUUUAAAGUACCUGAGCGAUCUGACGCACCUAGCCUCGUCGUGUUAUUAGUUUGUGUGUUGGGCCUGCUAAGCUACGUUGUGGCAGGAGCCAUUUUGCACAAGUUGGACCAGCUGGAUUUGCGUCAGGCUGGUGUCGUCCCAUUCUGUGGCCAGGAUGGUCUUUUCAAAUACGAAAUUCAGGUCAAGACUGGCUUGAAUCGAGGGGCAGGCACCACAGCCCAUGUAGGUAUCAGUUUGUAUGGGCGUGAAAGCCGCAGUGGGCAUCGCCAUCUUGAUCGCAGGGGAGCCUUCGCACGCAAUGCUCUUGAUAUUUUUCACAUUGCAACAGACACCAGUCUGGGCAAUGUUUGGAAAAUACGAGUGUGGCAUGACAAUAAAGGUUUAUCCCCAGCAUGGAUGCUGCAAUAUGUGUUAGUGAAAGACCUACAGACAGGGAGCAGCUACUACUUUCUCGUCGAGGAGUGGCUGUCAGUUGACAAUGAAAAAACAGAGGGGCAAGUAGAGAUUGAGGUUGAGGCAUCAGAGGAGGAAGCUCUUCUUCGGCUACCUCACCUCAUGAAGUACGAAUUGCAGAGGGCGCUGUGUGAGAGCCACCUGUGGCUGUCACUGUGGGAGAGGCCUCCUCGCAGCCCUUUCACCCGCCUGCACAGAGCUACCUGCUGUGCUGUGUUACUCCAGCUCUUCCUCUUGUGUAACACGUUGUGGUACAGUAUUGUUGUGGACAGCAGAUACAGCCGAUGGGCCGUCUCACGGCUGUCUUCAUUAAAUGGAGAGACGUUAGCUGCUGGAGUGGUUACUUGUCUCAUUGCCUAUCCUCUGUAUCUACUGGUCUUUACGCUCUUCAGAAUGAGCCGCAGCAAGUGUGUUUCAGUGGAGCACUCACCACAACAACUAGACCAGGAGUCUGUGGAGAUUGAUGACUUCUUCGACAACUCAGUGACAGGAAGUUCUUUUCUCUUUUUUAAUGGCGAGACCAACUCAGAAGACUCAAAUAUUGAUCUGCCCACUCCAUCAACUAAAAGUGUGGAUAGUUGGGCCAUGGUGGAGGAAGACACGGAAGACAGGGAUUGGAUGGAGCCUCUAAGUGACAUGUCUGUGGUGGACCUGGUGGGACAUGGACCAGGGCUGCCCAAGUUAAAGAGAGGUCAAGGGAGCAGACACUUGGGAGUUAACAUGACUUUAAAUCCUGACGAUGAGGAUGGCACCCGUCAACCAGGCAAAUAUUUCACCUCUUCAGAUGAGGAUUUGAUCAAACACAUCCUGGCAGAUGGGCAGAAUUUCUUUCCUCAGACAAGUGAAAGCGAGUUGGCUGACCUAUCGAGCAUUUUUGGAGAUAAGACUGAAGUGAUCCUCCUUCAGAGGUUCAACGAGCCACUUCCUUUUGAAUCUGUUCGAAGGGAUCCACCAAAAAAAGCUUUCACCUCAAACACAGUUGUUACAGAUGUGUGUCGUCCCAGGCGCUUUCCCCCAUGGUGUGGACAGGCCACUCUGUGGGGCAGCUGGGCAGCUAUUGCUCUUGGGAAUGCUGUUUCAGUUUGGGCAGGUCACAGCUUCAGCCCAGGUGUUGCCAUGAUGUGGCUCAUCUCCUGCUUUGCCAGUUUCUUGUGCUCAUGUUUCCUUUUGGAGCCAAUCAAGGUGUUAUGUGAGGCAGUUUACUAUGCAGUGUUUGUCCGUCGCCUGCGUCCAGAAGACCAAGAUGUGCUUGUAGAAUUCCCCCAUGUGGAAAAAGUGGUCCAGAGGGUCCCUAGAGUGCGGCCACCACAGGGCUUUGCGCUGUCGCAGGCACAGCAUCAGACCCGCAAGGUUAACAUGCUGCACAGUAUGCUGAAGAAUUUCCUGCUUUAUAUGCUUUUCCUGCUGGUGGUUUUACUCCUCAACUACUCCGACUCAGCCAAAGAUGCACACAGCCUCCGACUGCGCACUCAGUUGCUACAAACACUUCAAAGAUCUGGAUAUCACAACAUUAGCAGCAGAGGUAAUGUUCUGACGUGGCUUAAUGAGUCGCUGUUGCCCUGGUUAGUAGAUGAUUCUGCCCUUCUAAGGAACACUGGAACUGUGUUGCUUGGCACUGUGAGGAUGCAACAAAUCAACAGUCUAGAUAACAGAGCAAGACAGGGUUUUUUGGGGAGUGAUCACAUGAUGUCUUCACACGGAGAAACUGAUCAUUUCUCUGCUUUUAUUGCCAAUGAUGACAACUGGGCACAGCUAGUAAAUCAUGGAAUCAUAAAUUACAAUGUUGAGACGGUUCAUCAGUUCAAUGGGAGCCUGGAACAGGCCUCUUAUUCCUUCCAACAGUUGAAGCACCCGCUGUGGCUCAACUUCAGAAUUCAUACUGUGUCCGUGAAGUUCUCCCUCUACAACAUCAACACAAACCAUCUGGCUGUCUUCUCCUUCCUGUUUGAGUUCCCAGUUUCAGAGCAUGUCCAGUCCAGUCUUGAUCUUCACGUUUUCACUUUGCGGCUAAUCACAGGACUGGACCUACAGCUCCUCCUAAUGAUCAUCGUGUUCAUUCUGGUGCUGUAUUUCCUGGUGAAUGGUAUCUUGGCUUUUUCCAAAGAGGGCUACCGGUAUUUUCUGUCACCCUGGAGACUCGUAGGCAUCUGUAAACUGGCUCUAGCAGCCACUUUGUGUGGGCUGCACCUGAGUUGCUGCACCACAGCCCGGCAGAUGUGGGUUUCAUACUUGAAGCAUCCAAGGAACGACUUCACGGACUUCUACCCUCUGGCCAGAAUGAGUCAAUUGUACUCAGUCAUGUCUGCAUUGCUGUUGUUCAUACUGGUGCUCAAGGCUUCCCAUCAGCUGCGAUUUCUUAGAGAGUGGGCAGUGUUUGGCAGAGCGCUGCGGCACUCAUUAUGGGAGCUGCUGGGAGUCACUGUGGCGUUGCUAUUAGUGAUACUUGCUUACUCACACACAGGACAUUUGCUCUUCCACACUGUACUGGAUGGUUACAACAGUGUGAGCUCCUCUUGUCUGUCUUUGCUGAGGGCCAGUGGUCCAGGCUGGUUUUCACCGGAUACACGUUCACCAAUGACCAUUCCCUCUGGCACAUUCUCCUCACUGGUGUUCCACACAAGCUUUUCUGUAUUACACCUGAUGCUGUUAUGCCUGAUCAUUUCUGUGCUGCUGAGGAACUACCGCCGUGCACGAGCAGAGCUGUACUGUGUGGCUGUGGAUCUUCAGGACUAUGAGAUGGUGGAGCUGUUUCUGAGACGACUCAAAAUGUGGAUGGGUCUCAGCUCUGCUAAGGAGUUUCGUCACAAGGUGCGCUUUGAGGGUAUAGAGAUGCCACCGUCCCGUUCAUCGUCGACCAGCGACUGCAAGUCCCUCUGCUUGCCACCACUUGACGGUCCGGACUCUCCUUCUACGCCAGACAGUGUCGAUGCAGGCUCUGAGGCCUCAUGGCGUCCAGCAUCCUCCAGCCCUUGUAGUCUAACUGAAGCUCCAGGGGUGGGCUCUGGCCUUGGAUUAGGCCUAGGUUUGGGUCUGAGCCCUGGGUCGGUGGUAGGUGGUACUACCUGGAGAGAGAAGGUGGAGACUGAAGCAUCUCUAAAGAGACUCCUUCCUACUCUGGAGGCGUUGCUGCAGCAGCUUGAUCGUGUCUCAGGGGCGACAGCAGAUCUGUACCACCUCGAGUGUAAACUGGAGCGGGUACAUAGAAAAAUGAGACAGUGGGAGAGAGAGAGAGCAGGUGGAGAUCAAGAAAGGACUGAGGUGGGUUAUGGGAGAAAAGGUGAAAAGAAUGGUAAAAACAAAGACUCCGCUGGACGGAAGGAGAUCAAGAAUGGCAAAGAAAAGCACAGAAGUAACAAAGAGGGUAAACGUAAUGAUAAACGUAACCAUCCAAAAGACUGUGGAAACACUUCUACCAACUUCAGAAAAAUGCCUGUAUCUACACCUGUUCCUUCAUUGAAAUCCAGGGCAACCUUGGCCUCAACUCUCACCCUUUCGCCUCAGUUAUCAGGCAGACACUCAGUGUGUGAAAGGCCACUCACAUCAGUCAUGGAUAAAUCUGUCCCUGAAUCCAUCCCUGUGUCAUCAGAAAACCCUCCUACUCCCAUCUCUACUUCUACCCAAUUGUCCCAAAUGUCUGCUGCAUAUCCCUGUGUCCCUACACCCUCUGUGUCCACCCCAUGUCCUACAGCAUCCCAGGACUGCGAUCCUCCUAAAAAAAGAGAAACCUUUUCUGCCUCCAGUCUGUUUAACCACCCUGCCCACACUACCAUAAUUCCAACAUGCAAACGAAAACGCAAGCCACCCCCCCUCAAAAAUAAGGUGCACCCCAACAUAGACAGACACGGCCCGGGACACCCGAAAUUCUGAGAAUUGAAGGAACAACUGAAGGGGAGAGGGAAGGAAUGAGAGGCAAGAGUGGAUUAAGGAUGAGGAGGGGCUGAAAAGUCUCAGACAAAAAGUAAUUAUUGAAAUUGAAGCUAAAAAGACUACUAAUGAGCAAACUCAGUUCGCCAAAAUACCAGGUGCAGGUCACCAGAUCAAUGUCCAGCUUUCCGCAAUGUACCAAAAACCAAGGCUACCUGAGCCGACAUGACCCUGGUGGCCAUGUAGGGUCAGUGACAAGAGCAGAUUAGUGUGGAAAUGUCUCUGAAAAGGGUUUUUGUUUCUCACUUACAUUUUAUAUUUUUAUGUUUUAAUUUCAUUGGUUGGUGACAUGUGACCAGUUUUGGUUCCUAGUUUUUGACUUAUAUUUGCAUGCAGCUACACAGAUAUGUAUACUGUAUAUGCACAGGUACAGUUCAGCCGUACAGUUUCUGCCAGUCUGAGUAAUUUUACUUUUUGUUGCAUUUCAUUCAGUAUUUCUUACAGAAGCACUUUUUAAAUGUUGGUGUUAUUGUCUUAAAAUAAAGUAAGGUCUGGUGUUUAGUAAUAUGUUUAGUAUCCAAAAGGUUUGAAGAGUUUAAUUAAUGCUGUAUCACAACUCUGAAUGCUACUAAAGUUGUUGUUGAUUAAAUAUAAUUAAUGUAUCCUGAGUUGACACAUGCAGCAAGAUGAAUUCAUUAAGCUUUUUAUUAGCACUUUAUAUUCUGCUGGAGCUGAUGUACUAAGUUUUCAUUUCACAUUUUUUUAUUAUGGUAUUGAAUUUAACAUUUGCAGCUGCACUGUUUGCUUUUGUUUCAUUGUCAUGUUAUCAUUAAUGUCCAUUUAUUCCUCAUGGUUGCCAAAACUCAGGGAACACCUCUCUCCAAUUCUACCCAACACUUUCUGAGUCAACUGUUGGUGACAACUAACGGAGUUGAGUUUUCUCAACUUCUGGAGAAUCAUAGUCAAAAAGCAUCACCUGUUUUAAAAACAGAAAACAAAUCCAGCCACUGUAAUUAUGAGCUGUUAAAAAUUAUGUAAUAGAUACACACCGAGAUGAUUCGUGGGCAGCGCAGUGAGAGCAGGGAAAAAAGAAGGUACAAUGUGCUUUGAAUGUACGUCUUAGAAAUGUAAUACUUCAGAACAUACAAAAAGAAGUGAAAAUGUCUUUGUUCUUUUUUGUGUGUAUUUGUUCUUUGUGUUAUAUGCCUACAAUGUGUUUAAUUCCACUGACCACCACAAGUGACCACAAGGUGGGAUUGUGUCAGGAAGGGCACUGUGUGUCAAAAGAAGCCCAAGCACUACGUGAACUAGUGAACCUUUAGAAGCCAAAGGAGCUGCUGGUGUUGCCCAUUCUAAAGUCUGACAUUUUGUCAGUGUCUCUAUAGUCAAAUCAAUUUCGUUACCUCCUACCUUCUUGAUGUACAAUAUUACAAUAUGCAUAUUGUUGCAAUGUCUUUUGUGUCUUGUGUCACCAUUAUUGAAUUUUGUUUUACAAACGUGUUUAGAUUUUUGUAAAGAUUUGUUGUCUGUUUUAUUUUUCUCCCAUUGCAGUUUCUGUUUCCCUGCUUGACAAAGUCAAAUGAAGUGUUUGACUGCUCAGUUGUGCCAAAUUACAACCAUUACAAUCACUGCUCUGUGCUUGAGAUCAAUGAAUGUUCUUUUGUUUCCCAAAGGUUUUUUCAGCAACUGGCAUUUAUAUUUACAUCCACUAUUUUACCCUAAAUGUAUUAUGAGGUACAUCCACCCAAUAACACAGUAGGUGGAAAUGGAAUUUGAAUACAUUUCAGCUUGCAGUUGUGUCCUACAAUAAAAUGCUACCAGUA
Messenger RNA from Cynoglossus semilaevis (tongue sole), 16239 nucleotides. It is a transcript of the gene pkd1a, whose product is annotated as polycystic kidney disease 1a. Gene Ontology annotation, biological process: calcium ion transport. Gene Ontology annotation, molecular function: monoatomic cation channel activity; protein binding. The record is from RefSeq and is a predicted model, not a curated record. The transcript has 56 exons. Lineage: Eukaryota; Metazoa; Chordata; Actinopteri; Pleuronectiformes; Cynoglossidae. Gene Ontology annotation, cellular component: plasma membrane. The coding region runs from base 380 to 14419 and encodes 4679 amino acids.